AUGCCGAGGGUUCCCGAUGUCUUUAAGAUGAACUCGGACGACGAGACCGGCAAGGAGGCUUUCCCUGUUGAUGCUGGGGAUGUCGCCCCCGAUGGGGCGAGGGAUGCAGCCCAUGAGGCCUCCGUUCCGGUGGAGCACUUCGUGGAAGAGCAAGCCCCCGACUUCCAGGGACCUACUACAAGCGAGUGGCGUUGCCUUCGUUGCGAUGGCGACAGGUGGGAAAGGAAUGUGUAUGGAGUUUGGUUGUGCUGUGGCUGUGACGGCACCGAGUUCUACUCCUGCAACCGCCCCCAUCGCCAUGAGACGGACGAGGGCGUCUGGAUGUUCAUGCCCAGGCGACCGACGACCCAAGGCCGCACCGGACCUCGAGCAGAUGGGCCUGGCCAGCAGCUUCCUUCGAAGGCCCUCUCGAGACGAGAAAGGCGGCGGCAGCGCGUCGCGAUGCAGCCUGGCGGUGGACCUCCAGAACCGGACUACGACGGCAACUCGGAGCUGCCGGAGUCCGAGGCACCUACCUUCGACCCGAUUGUGGCGACCGAGGAGGACGACUUCCUGCCCGGCGAGCCCACCUUCUUCCGGACCUACCUCACCACCGCGACCCUCGACUUUGCCAGCCACGACAAUGGCGCAGACCGCGGCCAACCCUUCAAGGCGGUGGCAGCGCAACUACGUGGAAGAGCAGGAUGGGACCAGAACGUGGGGAGAGAUGGCGCGGAGGCUACCUGGCGGUACGAUGCGCAAGAUCCUCGCGCAUAUUCCAAGUUCGCCAAGAAGGCAGCGUUGAUGCUCUACACGAGCCUCACCGGGGAAGCGGAAACGGAAUUGGAACAUGCUCCCAUCGAGUCGAUCAACUCCGACAAGGGGAUAGAGUUCAUUCUGGAGACCCUCCGUGCGCCAAUGGAACAAAAACUUGUGUUUCAGAAACGCAAAUUCCUGAGCGAGUACGAGAAUAUCCAGAGGCAGCAAGGCGAGGGGCUCCGUUCCUUCAGCAACCGCUAUAGGCGCGCAGAACGGAACCUCAGAGCUGUUGGUGUGGAGGUCGGCCAGAUGUACGACAACGACAGCCGGGGCAAUCACUUGCUUGAGCGGGCAAGGCUUUCGCCCCAGGACCAGCGGCUGAUACUCGUUGGCAGCCGCCGGAGUUUCGUGCUCCGCCUCCGGUGUGCGGCCGGGACGGACAGCCGAUUCCCCGCAAAGGCGAUGGCAAAGGAAAGCCCGGCUCUACUUCGGCGGCUUCUUCCUCGACUUCGCACGGGCACGGCCCCAAAGGCUACCCUGGCAGGGGUCGAGGAGGCGGCCCUGGAGGAGAUCCCCGAGGAGGAGUCGCAGGACGAGCGCGACGACCACCAGGCCGAUGACGCCGCCGACGCCCCCGACAACGACGACUUCCUCGACAACGAGCCGGACGAGAGCGCGGACCCGAUCACCGAGGCGCUGGACGUUCUCACGGUCACGGCCAAGAAGCUCAGUUCCCUUAAGCUCGGGCGGAAGUUCAGCGGUGGACCUCGUGACGGGAAAGGCCAGCGGGACGGCCGAGAUGGCAAAGGCGCUGGCAAGGACGUGGCGGCCCAAAAGCGGGUCACACAUUGUGCCGCCUGUGGGGAGCGCGGCCACUGGAAAGGAGACCCCGAGUGUCCUAUGACGACCUCCUCCCAGCGGCCCUCUUCUUCUUCGUCUUCGGCAACCCCUGGCGGCACCGGCGGGAACAAGGAUCGGCGAUCCCACCAGGCCUUCUUUGUCAAGGACUUCGGGGCCCUGGAGGUGACGGACCAGCCCGCCAACAAGCACUACGGCAAGAUGUUUCAGGUGAACGUGGUUUUCGGUGUUCAGGCCCGCAGCAUGCACGAGCCAAGCUUCCGCGGCAUGAUGAUUCUUGACACCGCGUGCCAGCGCACAUGCUGCGGGACACGCUGGCUUGCUGAACAGGCUGCGCUUUUGGAUGAACAGGCACUGCAGUGGCAUAGCGCUCCUCUGCAGGACGUUUUCCAGUUCGGCUCGGGGCCUCCGCUCAAGGCGAAGCAGCGAGCUUACCUUCCCGUUGGGAUUGGAGGUGUGGACCUCCUCAUCGGAGCCGGCGCCCUCGAAGUAGAAAUUCCUUUGCUGGCUUCCAAUAGGCUUCUUGAUGCUCUGGGUAUGGUUCUUGAUUUGCCGAACAACCUUGUGACGUUUACCGCUUUGCAUGUGACGGUGCCCCUCCUUAGGUACGUGGCGGCCCUCCUCGACUUCAAGAAGAACUUCUUCGUGACGCUGACCACGGCGGUUCGCCUCGGCAUGCUUCCGGACUCCGUCUACGAGGCCGUGCCGCCGAUCCUGGACAACCAGUUCGCGAAUCCGCCCUCGAGCCGCAAGCGCCCGGAGUACACAAGGUAUGGGAACGCGUACGGGAAAUUCGCCCGGUGCAAGAGACUUCGACUGCAAGCUUUUAAGUUCGCAGCCUCCCUUGCCGUCUUCCUCCAAUACUGUACCUCGGGGCUCGGUGUCUUCGGCGGCAACCCGCAAACCUUCGACCCGGGCCUCCUUGAACGCGGCAUCGCCCAAGACCUUCUCGGCACCACCGAGGCGCGCUUCCCGACGGAACCGGCCGAGCAGCAGCAGCGAGAUGGACGUGGACCCAUGGCGCCUUCUCCAGGACGACACGGACCUGGACUUCGACUGGGCACACGUCGACGAUUAAAGGGAGACUGGGCCCGGUCAGCGCGCAUCCUGGAGAGCGAGGUGGAUAUGUACCAAGGACAACCUUCUACGGCAGCACGACCCCCUCACACGGUGGACCUCCUGGUGAUCCACGACUUCGGCUUUGACCUUUGCGGCGACGCGGCGGAGCUGAAGCUCUCCUCGACUUUGUUGCCGGCCGUGCUGACCAACGACCUCCCUCGCGGACCGGCUUCACGACGACAAGCACUACGAGCACUACGACGGCUUCGGCCACACGUUCUUUGUGUUUCGCUCCUCGACCACCACCUUUACGACUUCGAGGACGGCUUCCUCUUCGAGAUGAUGCAGGAACAGAUGGACGCAGGACGGGCGUCACUGGUGAUCGGCCCCUCCGGGCAAGGUCUUCAAGGUGUGGCUUCUUCCUUUGAGAUGAACUGCACCACCUUCGGGCACGGCCGUGCGGCCACGACCCUUGCUACGACUAUCCCGGGGGCUUCUUCUUGGUUUGGGAAAGACGACCACGGCUACACCCCGGACUUUGUGCACCACCGGGACGCCUUCCUUUACAUGAUUCGGGACUACGUGUGCGGCAAGGACCCCGCACGGUUUGGCAUUUUCCAGGCGUUCGUGACUUACCAGAGCCCGGUUUCUCGACUGGAGGAGUGGGACGAUAUUGCCGAGAUGCUGAGCCGUUCUUUUGGCAACCCGGGCACGCGCCCCUACUACAUCGACCCUUCCUCCGAGGCCGUGCAGACACCCUCGCAGCGCAGGUUGCCACAGGACAUCCCGUACACCCGACGGUGCGGCAUCUUGGUGUACGGCCACCUCAUUGCCGAUGAGCUGCAGGUGCCAGUGGAAGUUCGCCGGUCGAUUGCUCGUGCCCACAUCAACUUGGGGCACCCGACAGCUCAGGAGCUCAUUCGCAUGGCCACGGCUUCCGGCUCCCCCAGACCUCAAGCACCACGACCCGCGACUGCAACAACCAACGCCUUCCAGUUCGGCGACCGGGUGGAGGUUGACAUUUUCUACCUGAGAGACCUCCAAGGCCGCAGCUGCAUGAUUCUUGGAGCCGUGGAUGUGGCCACAAGGGUUCAUCAGGCCGGCUUCCUUCGCAGCCGCGAGCCCCAGGACGCCUACGACGUGCUGGACAACAUCUGGCUUAAGCCCUUCGGCCUCAUGACCCAGAUCGCCCUGGACCCUGACACCACUUUUCAAGGUGCCUUUCAGGAGCGGUUGCGCUCCCGCGGCGUGAUGGUGGACUACUGCGCGGCCGAAGCACAUUGGCAGAUUGGCCACGUGGAGCGCCAGAACGCUUUCCUUCGCACGGUGAUGGAGAAGCUCGUGGACACCUUCGCCGCCACCAGCGUGACAGAUAUCAAGUUGCUCCUGGCCCCGGCGCUGCACGCAGUGAACAGUAUGACGCUGAGCCGGGGAAGGUCCGCUUUGCCACGACUCCCAGGAGGCUUGCUUAGCGAUUUCAACGUGCUGACGGCUACUCCCACGGAUGACCCGGCGGCAACCGCAGAGAUCAUUAGAUUGGAAACUCUGAAAACUCUUUAUGAUCUCAAUGUGCGACAAAGCAUGCGGCGGGCCAUCCUUCGCAAGACGCGUGACACCAAGGUGCCCCAGCUUCAGCCUGGACAGGCCUGCUCUUUCUGGCGCUGGCGAAAGAAAGGGCUGAAGAAAAGAGGAGGAUGGAUCACCGCUCGAUUCCUCUCUUGGGAUCCAGCCUCCCCUGGGAAAAUGGCCUGGGUCCGAUCCGGCACCACCACGGCACUGGUCGCAGUGGAACAGCUCAGGGCAGCGACCGGUUUCGAGGCUUGGCUGCCAACCGAGCCCGACGUUGCGGCACUCAAGGACGCUUCGCAGACCCUCGACCAGGCCCUUUGGACAGACGAGACCGGACCCGCGCCAGACCAACGACAACAGGCGGAUGACGCCGAGAUGCCGGACCUGGACGCCCUGGCAGGAAAGGACAUGGAGAUGGCAGCGGCUUUGACUUCGGCUUCUUCACUUCCUGCAGCGGCGGCUUCUUCGAGUACGCCGCCUCCCGUGGAGACUUCUCAAGUUACGCUGGACGUGGACCAGACAGUGCAGAACUUAGUGUACCGGCCCACCGUCCAGAACACCUUCGUGCGGAACGUGGCAAGACUGGGAGACGCCCAGGAGCCGCUCACCAGCGCCACCGGCGAGACCCGUGGCGGACACACGAACCAGCGCAGCUACCAGAAGAACUUCCUGAACCACCUGUCCCUGAGGCAGAGCCUGAACCACUACAACCAGCCGAGUUGGAGCCAAGAAGCAGCUUCAGCAGACAGCACGUCCUCAGCACGGCCUCCAACGACGCCUGUUACCAGCGAGCCUUCGGCACAGGAAGGAGGUUACGGCCCUAAGGAGGAGCGCUGCUACAAAGCUUGCCUCAACUCCAAGCACCGCCUCGACGACGUCCAGAACCUCGACAAGCAGGCCGCCGACAGCGACACCAGCGACAGCGACUGGAGUGACGUUGCGCCGUCAACGAAGGAGCGCGGCAUGAGUCGCGCCGAAGCCAAGGCGCUCGACCGCGAGAUUCCCUGGAGACAGAUCCUCGACAUGGACCCCGCCGACAUCAAGGCGUACGUCGCGGCCACCGAGAAGGAGGCAAAGAGCUGGCUCGAAUGGGGCUCCGUCAAACCCCUGAGCCACACCGAGGCGCAGUCAGUACUUCGAGACAAGGUGCUGGCAAAAAGGGUCCUCAGGACCCGCAGCUGCUUCCGGGACAAGAACAAGGGCCUAGGCCAGCUGGCGGCCAAGUGCAGAGUGGUCGCUUUGGGCCACCGCGACCCGGACAUCUACAGGCUGAACCGCGAAUGUGCCACGCCGAACCGGACCUCGGAGCACGUCCUGUUCAUCAUCUUGACCUCCGGGAGUAACUCCGAGUUCGCCGACUCAAUCAAAAAGUGGUUUGGCUGGGCCGGGGACGCCUCGACGGCUUUCCUUCAAGGACGGAGUGACUGCUUUGACUUCGUGCUGGAAGGGCCCUUGUACCUCGUUUGCACCAACGUGUACGGCCUCAGCAACGCGCCCCGCUUGUGGUCCCUCACGGUCAUCAAGCGGCUGACCGACCUUAACUACAGGCAGCACUCCUUCGACAAGAUGGUUUUCCCGAAGUUCUGCCCUCAAGGACAUCUGCUUUCGACUAUCAUCGUCUACGUCGACGACUUCCUCGGCGCCUACCGCUCCGACUACAACCUCGACGAGGUCAAGGAAGCCUUUAAGUGGGGUUCCCUGCAGGACUUCGAAGUUGGCAAGGCGGUGACCUUCAAGGGGAAGCAGAUCACCUUGAAGCAGAAGGCAAAUGGCCGACACUACCUUCACGUCUGCCAGAAGGAGUUCAUCGGCGGCAUGACCUCCGGGAAGGUGCCUCGUGGAGCCGACUUAAGCUCCACACUUACAGCAGAGCAGCGCGCGGAGUUCCGCAGCGUUACUGGCUGCCUUCAGUGGGUUUCCGGACAGAGCCGCCCAGAACUCUCAGCGGUGAACAGCCUUUCGAACCACGGCGGCGCUACAACCCUCGCCGACCUCAAGGCUCUCUACGAGGCAGUGAACUUCGCCUCCGCCACCAAGGACAAUGGCUUCAUCAUCCCGGACGUGCCCGUGAACACAAGCAGCGUCCUUCUUUCCCUCAGUGACGCAAGUUGGGCAAACGCCGAGAACUGCCGUUCUCAGUGCGGCGUCCUGGUGCUCUUGUGCGCACCCCACGUGCUGGAGAAGCCCGCAGAAGCAAUGCUCUUGGAUUGGCGCUCGAGCCGUUCGCAGCGAGUGUGCCGCUCAACCCUGGCGGCAGAAGCUUCAGCCGCCGACGAAGGCUGCGACCGAGGUGUCUACAUCAACCUCUUUCUCAGCGAGAUCCUUUGCAACGUUGCGGCCCACAAGGUUAAACCUCGACUGAGCCAGCUUGCUGUUACAGACGCAAAGUCCCUCUACGACUGCGUCGUUUCGGACAGUCCGAACUUGAGCGACAAGCGCUCCUUGGUGAACAUACGUGCGAUCCAGGAAGUCGUGCCAGGCAGCUCCUUCCACUGGGUCCCGACGCAGCUUAUGUUUGCUGACGGACUGACCAAACACUCUAAAGAGUUGCAGCAGACGAUGCACGACUGGCUCCAGCAACCGAAGGUUACCUUAAAGCAGCAAGACUCAUGA
Molecule: messenger RNA, 6837 nt
Organism: Symbiodinium necroappetens
Lineage: Eukaryota; Dinophyceae; Suessiales; Symbiodiniaceae
Source: the annotation of a GenBank genome assembly